ACUCUUCGCGGUAACUUUACGAAAUAUUCUUCCUUUUCUAUAUCGUUAAAGCUACUGUUUAUGAUGAAAGAAAUAACUACUUUAUUAGUAUUUUAAUAAGACAAAACCAAGAUAAAUAUGUCGCAAAGUUUGGGAUACGAAGAAAGGGAUAUUAACAAUAGGCUGGCUCAAAAUUUUCAAGAUGGCAAUUAUUAUGAAUGCCUAAACGACCUUCUUAUUUUUACGAAUCCAUUCAUUGAUAUCGAAUUUAAAGAGAAUAAUGAUGAUCGUUAUUUGAUUGGCGGCAAUUUUGAACGUGAACCAGACCAUAUCAAUCUUAUUGUAGCAAGAUCCUUAAAAACUCUAUUGGAGAGCAAAGAGAAUCAAUCAAUUGUUAUUUCUGGGGAAUCCGGCUCUGGCAAAGGCGAAAUUUUUCAGAAAAUAAUCAAUCAGUUAAACUAUAUUGCAUCUAAGCAGGAUUUUAGAAACAUCCGUCAAACUAGAAAUUUAAGGCAAUUAAUGUUAAAAGCUAAUGAAUUAGUUGAUGUUUUUGGUACUGCUAAGACACCUAAGAAUAAAAAUUCCACUAGAUUUACGAAAAUGUUUAAUGUUUUCGUCGAUGGAGAAGGAUUAAUUAAGGGAUCAUUUCUGAAUGUGUACCUUCUUGAAAAGUCACGAUUGAUCGAGAGGGAAGAGGGUCAUUUUAACUUUCACAUCUUCUAUUGGAUCCUGGCAGGAUUAAGUGAUGAGGAAAAAGAAAAUUUUCACUUAGAAGAAAUUAAAAACUAUAGGAUUCUUCAAAAUUUUGAAGAUCAGCCUCAAACGUUAAGCACAGAGGAGGAGAAAUUUCUUAAAGGCAAAUUUAACCAUUUAAUAGAAACAAUGAAAAUCCUGAAUUUGGACGAUGAUGAUAAGGGAACAAUCUUUGCGAUGAUCUCCGCCGUAUUAAAUCUGACAAAUAUUAAAUUUGAAAUGAAAAACAAAAAUGGUAGCAGCGAUUUAACGGUUUGCAAUAAUAAAUACUUUAGGAAUGCGGCCAAUCUUUUAGGAAUUUCAAUAGCAAUGCUUCGCAAAGUUCUCUUGGCUGAUAUUUCUCUCCAUAAUCCAUCUCUAUUUUUCAAAAAUACAUUAGAAAUGGCCGAAUAUAGCAGAGACUCCUUAGCCAAAACAAUAUAUUGCAGUCUAUUUGAUUGGAUAGUUAAUAGGGUAAAUUCAGUUAUGGCAAUGGAAGAAGACUUAAUAGAAAAGAUUUCUGGGAAAUUGACGGAAACUCGUCCAAAUAUGAUUUCACUAUUCAAUUUACCUAGCAGAGAUGGAAAAGGAGAAAAAAAUGGAUUUGAACAAUUGAUAUGUAAUUCUCUGAACGAAGAACUUCAUUCGUUCUAUACUGAAAGCCUUAUAGAAGAUAAGAAACGUCAAUAUGAAGAAGACAGAGAGAUAUAUAAUCCAAGUGAAAGAAUUGUCGAUGGCAAACUGAAAGCUUUACAUUUGCUGCAAAUGUUUUGGCUUAUAGUGAAUAACCAUGAUCAAGGAUUGAAAGAUGAUUAUGAUCUUAUUCGUCAAAUGAUCUCGAAAGCUAGUGCUUUUCCCCGUCAAAAUUAUUUUACAGUUAAAAGGCCAGUUAAAACGUCAUUUACAAUCUUACAUCAUUUUGGAGAGGUACUUUACGAUGCGGAAGGAUACCUCCUCAAAAACGUUGAUUACAAAUGUAGGACGAUAAAGGGAAUAUUCGAAGAAUCUAAUAAUCCCUUUAUACAAGAUAUUUUUACAGUUCCUAUUGAAGAUACUGGUAAUAUCAAAAUUGAGAAUAUACGUAGUAUGAAAAUGGAAGUUUCCAAUACCGGUAAAUUGUCUUUGGCACCAAUGGGAAAAAGCAUACUGAAAUACUCAAGCGAGAAUGAUAAUGAUAACAAUCUAACUAUUGGCAAUCAAUUCAGUAAUUCAAUAGCAGAAAUAAUGAAACUGUUAAAAAUUUCAAAUCCAUACUUUGUCAAAUGUAUAAAAACAAAUGAUACAGGCGAAUCAGAGAUGUAUGAUGAAGGAGUAGUAGAUCGUCAAUUGAAAGAUAGUUUAAUAAGGGAUAUUGAUAAAUUGUAUCAACAGAUAUGUCCUAUUAGCUUUAGCUUUAUUAACUUUAGCAAAAGGUAUCAUCACAUGGAAGAAGAGUUAGCUGAAAAUUUUGAGAAUUCUGGAAAAGAUGAAAAAGCUUUCACAAAAGAUUGUAUGAGCUACUUAGAGCAAAGAGGAGAAUUAGAUAAAAACGACUACUGGUUAGGAAGGAAGAGAGUUUAUUUGCAAACUUCUGCAUAUACAAUUUUGGAGACCCUUUUGCACAGCUAUGAAAGGAGAAAUGGGCCAUCGAGUAGAACUACGCACUUGAUAUCCAGAAGAUUAACUAAUCGUAAAACGACUGAACAGACAAGACUAAUAGUUGCAAAGAAGCGUUCAUCUUUUAGGAGGAGAACUAAGAGAGCAAGAAACGCGAGAAACAUUGACAACAGAGAUAGAAUAGAUGAAGAAACUGAAUCAAUGCUGGAUAAAUUGAAUAAUAUAGCUGAGCCAACGUUAGCAAAUACGUCAAAAGAUGAAUGUGAAGCGAAGAAUGAAAAACUCCCAUGGGACAAAGCGGACAUAAUACAGUCUGAACGAACCUCAGCUAGUGAAAACUUUAAUAUUGCGCUAAAAGGACUCAAAGUAGUUAUGUAUGUUCUUUUAUUUAUUUGUACAUUAGGUGGAAUUAUCUGGAGCAGUCUGGGAUUACUAUGGAUGACUUCCAAUUUGAAUAAAAACUUAAAACUCAUAAAUGACUCUAUUGCCUCUGACGAAGCUAAAAUUGAAUACGAAAGAACUUGGUCUCAGCUGCUAUUAUUCUUAUGCAUUCCUCCAUUUUUUUCUGGCUUAAUAAGCUUCGCAUUUUUUCUUUUUGGAGAUAAGAGCAGACCGAAAAUUAAAGUUUUACUUUUCCUUGUCUGUUUGGAACUGUUGGAUGCUGUUGGUCAAGUUCUGUUAGCAACUAGGAUACUACCAAUCUUUAGCAGUUUAUCUGGUAUAGGACUUUUAUAUUCGGUUUCACUUUUUCCAUCCUUUCUAAAAAUUUUACCGAUUCUGAAAUGCAGCAAAAACUCUCAAUCGCCUCAAUUACAUAAUGAUGGUGAUAAUAACAGAGUUAAUUUACGUGUUAAAAUUUAUAAGGCUUUUGACAUAUUGGCAUUUAUGGGACAAUUACUAUGCACUAUUUUUCCAUUGAUAUCUAUUGGUCUACAAUUAGAUUUCGCUGUGGAUGCAGACAAUCUAGCUAAUAUAUGGAUGCCUUUGGUGUCACUACUAUUUUGUUCUUUUAAAAUAUGGGAGAACUUUGUAGAUUUUUUUGACCCUCUACGUGGUGCUCUUAUAAUUAAAAGAAAUAUCUCCAAUAUGGUGUUAUGUCUUUGCCACAUUACUUUUGUGAUUUCUUUUGGGAUCUUGUUUGAAUUUACGGGACCUGGCAUUGUAAAAUCCUUCAGCUUCCAUCCUUUCGCUGAUACGAAGACGUACGUUGAAAUAUUUUGGACACCUGCAAUAUCAAUGGGUAUUGGAGCAGCUCUAGCUUAUUAUACAGGAUCUUUGGCCAUUAAGACGAAAAUGCAAUACGUCUCUUAUUCGGUACCUGUAACUAUAGCUACUCCGUUACUCGUUGUAUUUGUAAUUCUGCAAACCAAUGGAUACAUUCCUGCUAUAUCAAGCGGUUCAUUCGAAAUCAAACUUACAAACUUCGACAUGACAGGCUUGCAGACUGCUCUUGUUAUCAUAUUCAUUUUGGUGGCAUGGAUAUCAACAUUAUGGAUUGGACGUCACAUUUGGCAUAAAAACACGGCACCUCUAGCGAAAAGGGAAGAUAUAUUUGCUCUGCCGCUCUACAAUAUGAUUACAAUCAACUCUAACCUAAUACUUAACAAGAGAAGAGAAGAUCAUCAUAAAUUAGAUAAACUUAAAAAGAACGCAAACGAAAAAGAAAAAAAUCCAACAGCAGAAGAAGAAGAACAUUUUGCUGGAAUAGAUCAGAAUAAAAGACGAAGAUUUUUGAGUGCUACAGAUGAGCUUCCACAACUCAAUGAAGAACAAGCUCAGCAGCCAGGACAGCGGGUGAAAAAAGUGUAUGCUUGUGCAACUAUGUGGCACGAAAAUAGGAAUGAAAUGAUGCAAAUAAUGAAAUCUGUGUUUAGGAUGGACAAGUAUCUCAGUAUAAAAAGAGAGGAAGCAUGUAAGAAGAGAAGGCAAAAUCAACAAGGGACUUCUAAGCCUAAGAAAACUUCUUCAGAAGAGGAAGCAAACCCAAAAAGUAGUUUCUAUGAAUUUGAAACUCACAUAUUAUUCGACGAUGCCAUGAAAAAGACAGAUGAUGGAAAAAUUGACUUCAAUGAACACGUGGUAAGACUUAUGGAUGUUAUGAAGGAAGCCCAAAAUUCUGUUUGUGAGACGAGUGUUCCUUUAGAACCUCCCAAAAGAAUUGAAACACCUUACGGAGGUCGAUUGGUUUAUAAACUUAUUGGAAAAACAAUGAUUUAUGUCCACUUAAAGGAUAGAGAUAAAAUAAGGCGAAAGAAACGUUGGUCGCAAGUUAUGUAUAUGUAUUAUCUACUAUGUUUCAAAAUCUGUGGAUUAAAAAAUGACGAAGAUACGGCUAGAGUGGAAAAUGAUUAUGAAGAGUCCAAAGGAAGACAGAAUUGGAGAGAUAUGAGAUUGCCAAGUGAAAUGACUGCGGAACAAAAAGAUGAAGCAGAACAAACUUUUAUAUUGGCUUUAGACGGAGAUGUAGACUUUAAACCCGAAGCCGUUACAUUACUGGUAAAUAGAAUGACGAAGAAUGAAAAAACUGGUGCAGCCUGUGGGCGUAUACAUCCCAUUGGAAGUGGUCCGAUGACCUGGUAUCAAAUAUUCGAGUAUGCUAUUGGUCAUUGGUUUCAAAAGUCAACAGAGCAUGUUCUAGGUAGUGUUCUUUGUUCUCCUGGCUGUUUCUCUUUAUUUAGAGGAUCAAGUCUGCUAUCUAACAAUGUGCUUAGAAAGUACGCAUCCGUAGCCGAAGAACCAGUACAUCACAUUCAGUGGGAUCAAGGAGAAGAUAGAUGGCUCUGUACAUUGCUUAUUCAAGCAGGAUUCCGAGUAGAUUACACAGCUGCCUCUGAUGCAUUAACUUUCUGUCCCGAAAGUUUCAAGGAAUUCUUUCUCCAGAGAAGACGCUGGAUGCCUUCAACAUUGGCUAAUAUUUUUGAUCUUUUAUCCGAUUCUCAAAGUGUAAGGGCGAAUAAUCAAAACAUUAGCCCAUUCUACAUAUUAUACCAGUUCUUUUUAAUGAUAUCGACUAUAUUAGGACCCUCGACAAUAUUAUUAAGUAUUGCAGCAGCUUUUACGACCGUAUUUCCGAAAUGGGACCUUUGGGUAUGCUAUGGAGUAGCUUUGGGCCCUGCAGUAUUCUAUAUUGCUGUAUGUUUCAAGUGUAAGAACGACACACAAAUUCUUAUCGGAGGACUUUUAUCUACUCUCUAUACAAGUAUUAUGCUUAUUGUUCUGGUCUCAAUUAUACAAUCAGCAACUAGAUUGUCAGAAAUCAACCCCUCAUUAGUUUUUAUAGUUGCGUUUGCGGUAGCUUUUAUCUUUGCUGGCAUUGUUCAUCCUCAAGAGGUUUACUGUUUAGCGCAUGGUAUCUUAUAUUUCCUCACCAUACCCUCUGGAUAUUUGAUACUCGUUAUAUACUCCAUGUGCAAUCUACAUGUGACUAGCUGGGGAACUAGAGAAAGCAAAACACCAGAGGUGAAAACAGGGACAGAAGAUGUAAAGACUCAAUCGAAGAAAAAGUUCUUUGGCAUAUUUUCAAGAGUAUCAGUUCUAAAUGAUAUUAAAGAUAUCAUAAAUCAACUAUUUACCUCGAAAACUGCCGAAAAUCAAAGUAAAAUGAUCGGCAUUUUAAGUUCCAUACAUGCUGACAUGAAAUCUUUGUUAACUGACUUACCAAGACUGGUGAAUUCCCGAGAAAAAUUAGAAGCAGAGGAAGGUGAAGCAGCUGAAGUAGUUAAAGCUGGUGAAGCGGUUGAAGAAGACCAAACGAAUAUAGAUACAAGUAAGAAUAAUCAGAAAAAUGAUACUGCAACACCAGUUGCAGGUCAUUUGAAAAAUAAAUGGAUCAAUGUACGUAAAAACGAAAAGGAACUGUUGAACACAGAAGAGGAAAUCUUUUGGACCAAGUUAAUAGAAAAAUAUCUAAAGCCGUUGAAUCCCACUAAAGAAGAAUCGGAGAGGGUACGUAGUGAACUAUUAGAUUUAAGGAACCAAGUUGGAUUCGGUAUGUGGUUGGCAAAUGGCUUAUGGGUCCUAUUUAAUUAUAUGCUUCAAGCUGAUACUAGUCUUAGACCCACACUUUGGGGAGGAUAUAAAUUUCAACCAGCCGGCUUAGCAUUUAUGCUCUUUUUCGCCUUGGUUCUCAUCCUACAACUAUGCGGUAUGAUAAAACACAGAUGGGGUACUUUUCUACAGCUUCUAUCCAUGACAAAACUGAGGGGAAAUGGAAAGGCUGCCAAGAAAAUAUAUAAAAAAGCUAUAAAAGUUUACGCCGAUUGUUAUAGAGCAAAUAAUGAAAGUCAUGCUAUUGUCGAUAAUGCAUCAGAUCAAGAUGAAGACGAGUUGGAAAGCAAUGGUGAGCAUUUAGAAGAAGAACAUCAAAGGAACUUUAAAAUGAUUUACAGGCAAAUGUCCAGCAAAUAUAGAUACAGCAGAAGAAUAUAUUAAAUAUUUUCCUAAAAUGAAGAAACAAUAGUACAUGUGUAAAUUGUUUAUGUUGAUCUAUUAUUCUUUUUCUAACCCUCUUAACGACACUUUCCUAAUGGAGAAAUAUAUAUAAAUGAAUAAUUAAUUAGAAAGGGAGUUAAGCAAAUUCAACAUUGUACGUAAUGCAAAAG
Dimorphilus gyrociliatus is the source of this 6908-nucleotide messenger RNA. Lineage: Eukaryota; Metazoa; Annelida; Polychaeta; Dinophilidae. The record is from the annotation of a GenBank genome assembly.